AUGCGGCGUCGUAUACCCCCCAGAAAGAAAACCCCCGAAACAAAUGGAAAAUCGAACCUCCUCCGAUUUCCCAACCCCCAGGACGCCUAUGGUUUCGCUGUGCGGCCACAGCACUUGCAACGGUACAGAGAGUAUGCAAACAUCUACCAGGAGGAGGAAGAGGAGCGGUCUGAUAGAUGGAAGAACUUUCUGGAUAGGCAGGCAGAAGACGAUGAAUCAUCUGGAGAAGAUGCUAAGAUUGCACCGUCCAUUGAGGAUGAAGGAGCUAUAGGCGAUGCUGGCAGGACUGACCUGCCUGAUGAGAAGACAGCCAAACAGCAGAGACCACAUAAGAUCCAAAUAUGGUCUGAAAUCAGGCCUUCACUGGGCCACAUUGGGGAGCUGAUGAGCUUGCGUGUCAAGAAGAAGAAGAAGCAAUCUUCUGCUGACGAGGAGAACACUGAAGAUAUCAAGCCCUCAGAGGACUCUGAUGAUGAGUUCUAUGAUGUAGAGAAGGUUGAUCCCAGCGAAGGGCCUGUUGCUGACAGCACCAAUGCGGAUUCAGGAACGAAUAGAGCUGCAAGUCAAGAAGGGUAUUUUCCUUGGAAAGAAGAAUUGGAGUGCUUAGUUCGUGGUGGGUUGCCAAUGGCUCUGAGAGGAGAGCUAUGGCAAGCUUUUGUUGGUAUUGGAGCUCGCCGAGUGAAAGGGUACUACGAGAGUCUCCUUGGGGUGGUUGAUGGAGGCGGAGACAGCAAAGGUUCCGAUUCUCCGACUAAGGAAUGUGGCGACGGAAAACCAAAAGCAUCUCAAGAUCUUUCUUCAGAAAAGUGGAAAGGGCAAAUAGAGAAGGAUUUGCCUAGAACAUUUCCAGGCCAUCCAGCUCUAGACGAGGAUGGCAGAAAUGCUUUAAGACGCUUGCUCACAGCUUAUGCUAGACAUAAUCCAUCAGUCGGUUACUGCCAGGCAAUGAACUUCUUUGCUGGUCUAUUACUUCUAUUGAUGUCUGAGGAGAACGCAUUCUGGGCAUUGACAGGCAUUAUGGAUGACUAUUUUGAGGGUUACUUCUCUGAAGAAAUGAUCGAGUCUCAGGUGGAUCAGCUUGUUUUAGAGGAGUUGGUCAGAGAGAAAUUCCCCAAGUUAGUAAAUCACUUGGACUACCUUGGUGUACAAGUUGCAUGGGUUGCUGGACCAUGGUUCCUAUCUAUAUACAUGAACAUGCUUCCCUGGGAAACUGUUCUUCGUGUGUGGGAUGUGCUUCUGUUUGAUGGAAAUCGUGUGAUGCUCUUCCGGACAGCCCUUGCACUUAUGGAGUUGUAUGGUCCUGCACUUGUGACAACGAAAGAUGCUGGGGACGCCGUAACUCUCUUACAGUCUUUAGCUGGUUCCACUUUUGACAGCAGCCAGCUUGUUUUAACAGCUUGCAUGGGAUAUCAAGCUGUAGAUGAAGCAAGGCUUCAAGAUCUGAGAAAUAAACACCGGCCAUCUGUUUUGUCUUCAAUGGAAAACAGAGCAAAAGGUCUUCUUGCAUGGAGGAGCACCAACGGUCUUGCAUCAAAGCUAUACAAUUUCAAGCGUGACACUGAACCAUUGGUGUCAAUAUCAACAGAACAGUUGAAUGACUCAACAGAUGGGGAUGCUAACCAAGAAACCAGUUCUGCAAAUAUUGAUGAUAUGUAUCAUGGCUUGACUGUCAACACUGAGAUUGAUUCUAUGCCUGAUCCCAAAGAUCAGGUUAUCUGGCUGAAGGUUGAGCUAUGUAGAUUGCUAGAGGAGAGAAGAUCAGCUGUUCUGAGGGCUGAUGAACUAGAGACAGCACUGAUGGAGAUGGUUAAGCAAGAUAAUCGACGUGAAUUAAGUGCAAAGGUAGAGCAGUUAGAACAAGAAUUAUCCGAGCUAAGGCAAUCUCUAUCAGACAAGGAGGAACAGGAACAAGCAAUGCUUCAGGUCCUCAUGCGUGUAGAGCAAGAACAGAAGGUUACAGAGGAUGCCCGCAUCUUUGCUGAGCAAGAUGCAGCUGCUCAGAAAUUUGCUUCACAUGUCCUUCAGGAAAAGUAUGAUGAAGCUAUGGCUUCACUCACGCAAAUGGAGAACAGAGCAGUCAUGGCAGAAACAAUGUUGGAGGCAACACUUCAAUACCAAUCUAGCCAUCAGAAAGCACAACUACCAUCCCCUUCUCCUUCUCCAAGGACACCAACGCGAGACGCAUCUCCUGGCCAAGUGAACCAAGAUUCAUCACAGGAGUUUCAGCCUAGAAAAAUAAGUUUGCUUGCCCCAUUUUCACUCAGUUGGCGUGACAAGAACAAGGGCAAACAAGACGAGUCAACAAACGGCAAGCUUAAUAACAACACUGAGCAAAGUGUUGAGACACCAAAGACAGACCACGGAAACCAGGAGGCCACGCCUAAAGAGGGUGAACAGCGAGUGGAGACACCCAACAGGGAUGAACCCGGAUUGGAGACGGCCAAGAUGGACAGCGAUGUGCCAACUGUCGAGACGACCACGGAUAAAAUGAACGGGCAGGAAGGACAUUUAGAAGAAAUAAAACUGGAUUGA
This is a messenger RNA of Triticum turgidum subsp. durum (durum wheat), 2532 nucleotides long. Lineage: Eukaryota; Viridiplantae; Streptophyta; Magnoliopsida; Poales; Poaceae. The record is from the annotation of a GenBank genome assembly.